This is a messenger RNA of Melampsora larici-populina 98AG31, 1827 nucleotides long. RefSeq lists its product as uncharacterized. The record is from RefSeq and is a predicted model, not a curated record. The transcript is spliced from 5 exons. Lineage: Eukaryota; Fungi; Basidiomycota; Pucciniomycetes; Pucciniales; Melampsoraceae. The coding region runs from base 1 to 1827 and encodes 608 amino acids.
AUGCCUAUGAAGCCCAUUAAGGAAGCUGAGCUGAAGCAUCAUAUCAUGCAGGAUGAGUUGAACCUCAAGUGGCGUGAGAUGGACCUCAAAGUCAAAGCGGCCCGAGGGACCCUGGUGUUGGAAUUGAGAGAACAUGCGAAGGACGAUGAAAUUUUCGAGCCAAGUCGGGCAAGCCAAACCGAGCUGGAAUCGGGCCAAACGGAGACAUUGCACGGGACGAUGCAAGGUCAUCAAGUUACCUUCAUAUUCAUCUCGUGCUUUGAGUUAACAGAAAUGCCUGCUAAUAAUACUCGCCCUACAAAGAAAGCUGCCAAAAAAUAUCAACUUGUACCCCUUCAACCCCUUCAACCUUUACCUUUCCCCCCAAUCAAAGACCACAAGACAGGACUCGUUUGCCUCAACGAGAAUUGCGAGAAAAGACGUCCCCAUUCUACUGUUUAUUAUAUUCCUCAGCCACAUCGAAAUCCCAAAGUUGGAAUUAAGUGCCAGUACGAUAAAGGCUACGUUCGAACGUAUCAUCGAGAAAAAUUUCACUCCGAAAUUAUUGAAAUCAACUCCGCUCUAUCGUUAUCCGCGUAUCUGCCUAUGGACUUUUCAAGGAUAAUGAACAAUAAUCAAUUGCCAUCGCCACCGGUGACACAACAGGCGACUCAGUCUACCAAACCAUUGCGAGGCAAGAACUAUCACCCAUGUGAAGGUGUCAACGGGCAAACUGCGCAAGGUCAUAAGCUGCAAAGGAACACGCACUGCAGCUGCUGCUACCACCUCAACAAAAAGUCUGUAGGGUGUUCUGUACACACAAACCAACGUAAGACAAAAAACAAGGAAGCGAGCACCACCACGAAUGCGGCCAACUCCCAAACUCAUCAAGCGACGCAGGCUCGCGACGACAAUCCUCUCAUCACACCAAGUGCCCAGACACAGGCUAGCCACACAUUCAUUGAACGACUCCCGGCUUCGGAAUUUAGAAACUUUCGCUCCACCUCAAUCAAGAAGCAAGCGAACGAACGAAAAAAAGAAGAACACCUAAAGUCUGCUAGCAACAACAUCACAAUGGUCGUUUGGCCUGAAGUUGAUGUUGACAUGCGGAUGUCCAUGGUCGAAUCCUACUCAGUUGGCUCUCCCUCGCUUGACGGUAACAGACUCCUUGUCAUGUUCCCCGGACUCGACGAGUUUGAAUGUAAAGAUAUGGAUUCACAUUUACUACCAGUCAAAAAGGUGUCCAAAGGUGUCAUGGACAUCCGAAGAUUCCUUUCACGAGAUCUUUCACCAAGGGAGCCGGUGCCUCGACCAGCUGAUCCAACUGAUCAAAUCAACCUAAAAAACCUCCACGUAAUCAGUGACGAUUCAAGUGAAGACGAGUCCAAUCAAAACAAUGAUUCCGAUCAAAUCAUAGCUCGUGAUGAACGUACCCAAUCACCCAGAUCCAGUCCUACUCCGGCUCCUCGCCCCUCUGGAUCAACAAAUCAUCCCCAGCCUUCGACUUCCAACACGUGUGAAACUGAGAAAUGGCCUACUGGAGUAUUGAUGUCGGACAUGUUGAGAUUUAUGCAUGAAAAAAAGAAAUACUCUUAUAAAGACGCAUGGAAGAGGGUAUUUGGCACACCAUAUAUAUAUGCGCGUUCAACAGUGUCUACCUACGGGCGAUGGCUUGAUGAAAUCACUGAAGCCAGAUUGAUCCCUUACACAAUUGAUAACCCCGAUCAUACCGUCAAAGAAGGCAAACAACACUUUAAAUCGGAAUGGAAGGAUUCACACAAAACCCAGAAUGUCAAUGCAGAAGAAUAUACACCUCGUCCUACAAAACGUGUCAAGUUACACAAGUGA